Toxoplasma gondii ME49 is the source of this 14490-nucleotide messenger RNA. RefSeq lists its product as hypothetical. The transcript is spliced from 3 exons. NCBI's taxonomy places the organism in Eukaryota, Apicomplexa, Conoidasida, Eucoccidiorida, Sarcocystidae. The coding region runs from base 1 to 14490 and encodes 4829 amino acids. The record is from RefSeq and is a predicted model, not a curated record.
AUGCGAAGGCUCCCGAAGCCGCAACAGCACCACCAGGCGUUUCCCGCAGAGGGCCGCUCUUCAGAGGCACGAGGAGACAGGAAGGCGGUCUCGCCGUUCGAGGCCGUGAGCCAGAGGCCAGCCGAAGCGGUUGUGCGCGGCAAGCGGGAGAAGACGCAGGACGCUGAACACGCAGAAGAAGCCACUGGAGGACCCGAUCUCUUCUCACCCGCUCAGCUGGAGUUCGUGGAGAGCCUGAUUGGCAUUCUCCUCGUCGCGCUACGAUGGAAACCUUCUCGCGUCUCUGCUCUGGAACACAGUGGGCCUACCUGCAACUUCCCUCCUCACUUCAGUCGUUUUCCUGCGUCUUUCGCCUGUUGGGUCUCCGCCUCCUCUUCUGCCUCCUGUGCUCCACAACGGCCCGGCUUCUGUCUCGAAGAAAGCGCAGAAAAGCGGUCAGAGACCAGCCUCGAGGGCGGUGAGGCCAACCACGCAAGCAGUCCUCAGCAGGGCCAGCGCAGCCAGCGUUGUCGGCCUUUUCGGAGACGGGAUGGCCAUGAGGAAACAGCAGCUUCGACGAUCAAGGAAGGCAGUGGAAGAGAGAGAGAGACUCACGCGCUGACGGUGGUGCAUGCGAAUCCCUGUCGCACCGAGAGAAGCGACAGAGAUGCGGGCCAGGGCAGGUGGGCUGAAGCGCCGGGAAGCACCCUGCGGAACAGAUCGGCCGAUCGACAGAAAGAGAGGAAGGAGUAUGAGGCUGAUGCCGACAGAACAGAGAAGCGUGCAUGCGAAGGAAAUCCCGGACCUCGUGAGGGAGACGCAGAAGAAACUGAAGCCUCUGUGAGUUCGAAAAGCAGAGCAAGUGGCGCCGAUGGAGCUUCAGCAUGGAAUCACUUUGUCCUGUCCCCUUGUGGGGAGAACGUGAAAGGCCAGAGUUCUCGCUGGAACGCGAAUCCAGAAGGCAGCGAAAGAAAUGGCUGCGAGACAGACGCGUGCGUGGAAGACGGAAUCAGCGGAAUGCGGUUGCUACCUGGCCAGGACGAAGAUGAAACGUCCGGAGACAAAAAGGGAGAAACAGACACACUCUCCAAAAAGGGUGGAAGAGGACGCCGCGAAUACGAGUUGAGCCCAGACGUCCCCUCGCUGCUGCUUGACCUCUUCAUCAGAAACGCGCUUUGGCGGGAGCGGCGAAAGGCCUUCGCUUGUCUGAACGGACGGCUCAUUCGGGUCGCGCCAUUCUUUGCCUUUCUGCUUCUAGACGCGGAAGUGGACGACCUCUGGACUCAGGCGAGAGGGGCAAAGUAUCGCUCGGCUUCGCCAGAGUCGCCUCCGUCAUUCGCAGCUGCUGGCGGCUCCCGUGGAAAUUUUGCGCGUCCUUCUUCUCCUCGCGUGCUCGCCACUUGGGCCUCUACUUGCGGUUCGGCUGCUUCUUUUUCGGCUUCUUUCGCGUCCUCGCGAACACCCGUCAAACCACCUGCGUUUUCGCCAUCGUCCCGCGAGCGCCUGCGAAGAACCUUGAACCUCGCCCUGGAGCUCUGCCUUUACAUUUCCAGAGAGGCGUUGACCUCCGCGCUUCGCGUUCUGCUUUUGCCUCUGUCUAUCGGCCAAGUGUCGCGUCUCCUCUUCCUCGCCGCCUUCCCUCCCUUCAUGGCAACCGGCUGCCCGUUCCCGGAGCUGCAAGCGCCCGGCUCCGUCGAGCGAGGAGCCGCGCGCAGCCCCACAGAGGCUCAACCGGCAAAGCCAGCGAAGGAACGGAAGGCCAAGCAGCGCGGAUGUGAACCACAGGACGCAGCUUACAAAGCGCUGAGUCAAGAGAUGAACCAGAUUGAGACUGGCCAACGUGCGAAACGAAGCGCCGGAGAUUCCGCGCCAUCUCUUUUGCGGCGACUGUUUCGCCUUCACGAUAAAGAAACCAAGAGUUCCCUUGCACAGGACGCCGCGUCGGAAGACGCCUCUGUCGAGGUCGCAAUUGGCCGCACCGCGUGUAGCUUCCCCCAGAGUUCUCCACAUACGUCAGGAGGAGAUCCGUCGGCCUCGCCUCCCGAAAUGGCUUCGCAUUCGCCUCUUUCAGCUUCUGACUCUUUGGACGAGGCAAGGACUGCCACGACCGUUUUGUCUCCACCGGUCUCUUUGCCCCCAGCUGUCUCUUCUUCGUCCUCCUCGCCUUUCAACCUGGCGCUUCUUCAAUGCUGGACCGAAUGCCGCGAUAUCGGAGCCGAGGUCUUGUCCGCCUGUGGGGACUUGAUCGCGAAUCUGAACCAGGCACACCCAACCUUUCUUUUUGCAGUUUCGUCGCCACCGUAUUCUCCAUCUUCUCUCUCUCCUUCUCGUUCUCCUCGCUCAUCUCGGUCACCUUCUCCCUUCUGUACGUCGUCCAGAGUCUCUUCCAUUGAUUUGCCCUCGUUCUCGAGUUCUGCUGCUCCCUCGCCUUCGUGUGCCUCUUUGCUUCCGUCCGCUGCCUGUUCUCUCUGCGCUGCGCCUCGGUGGUCGUCAGCUCCGAUGGCCUCCUCUCAUCGCUGGGCAGCCUCUGCGGCGGAGCAUGACGCGCCUCGCGGCUGCAUGCACCGCGAAACGGGAGCGCGAACGGAGCUCCAACCGAGGGCCGACGAGAGGGGAUGUGAGUCGGCCGAAGACGACUUGCGAAGGCAGCAGGAAAGGGAAAUGCAUCUCCUUCUUUCUUGCUUUUCGCAUGCACUCAGCUGCGUCUUUCGUCUCGAGCCCAAGCGAGCGAAGAAGAACCUAAACGAGUUGCGGGAAGCCGCAGGCGACCCCAGCUUGACAACUCGGCGCCAAGACAGCGCCGCGAAGUCCCAAGAGACAGAACGUGGAGGAACGCACCAGCGCAAUAAGGCGGUCGAAGCAAUAGGAGAGAAGGCAGGCUGCAGCAGAGUCAGCGGCCCGCCACCCUAUAUGCCAUGGCAGGCGACGAAGCUCACGCCCAGCCAAGACAAUAAGCGACGCGCUGCUGAAACGUCUGGAGAAGGGAGCACAGGGAAAGUCGAUCCUGAACCAGCUCCACACGACAGAGACGGCAUCAAUGCCGACGGCCUGGGUAGCGUAUGCAUGCAAGGCCGCUGCGACCUCGGCAAUGCGCAGGCUUCUUCCUGGCUCUCUGAGGAGACUCCGGUUCAGCAAGUCUUUCCUCUUCUUCUCUCUCUGCCCUUUCGAUGCGCCUCACUGUCCCCCCCAAACCUCUGGGUGACCUUGGCGCAUCCUGCAAAUCCUCCCGUCUUCCGUCUCUCGCUUCGGACUGUUUGCCCGGCUUUUGUCACUUCGUCUUCGUCUUCAGCGGUCACCCAUCCUCCCCCCUCGCGUUCCGCCUCACUCUUUUGGAAACGUCCGGCUUCCCCGGGCUGUGGAGCGCGGCCAGGCGCAUGCGUGCCAGCGCGCCUCAACGCGACGCUCCUUCAUGCAGAACCAGGCUGGCAGGCCGUCAGUUCUUCGCGGACAGACUCGACGCCCUCGUCUCCCUACACCUCCUCGUGGUCGAGUUCCGCGCCUCGGCGUCGUCCCUUCCGACGUGAGUGCUGUGACUGCGAGGAUUUGUCUCCUCACGAGGAAGCAGCGGCGCGCGCCAGAGAGAGAGCCAGAGGGAGGCCGAACGGGAGCGCAGGCGUCGGAGCAAGAGAGACACCAAAAGAGAGCACAAGGAGGCGAGCAAGAGCAAGGACAAGGCAGAGGUCAAGAGACAGGGCCAGAAGGAGAGCCAGCCAGAGAAUAACGGAGGACAUGAAAGUCGAACAAGGGGAAUGGCACGAAGAGGAGGGGAUGAUCCCCGCAAUAGGAGGGAAAACUCGAGGUGUGACGUCGUCUCUUGGGAUGUCCCGAGAGGCUUCGGAGAGCGCCGGAGAGCAGCCUUGCAUGCGGCGAGAGCUCGGGCGCUGCGAGCUGCAAGGUAUCAAGCGAGCGACGAACUGGAGGACGCUGGGUCCGGCUCGCCUUUCAGCCAGACCGUCAGGGUCCCCUUGCGAAAACGAAACGCAUGCAGCCACACAAACACAGAAAGGAGAUCCUACCCCACGCAGAGAGCUUCAAACCACCAGACGACGAGAGAGAAAGGCCGGAUCGCUGCGGAACGCCGCAGCCGAGGGAGGCGUCGACAAAGAGGAAAAAGAUUUGAGUGAGCAGGGUCAGACGGCUUUGGCCCAUCGCGAAGACGUGACGUCUCUUGGUGUCUCUUUCCCUCCCCGCUUCUCUUCGUCUGGAACCUCCCCGUCGUCGAUACCCCACCUCGCCUUUCUGUUGUCGCCGCGCUUGGCAGCCAAGCCGGGUCCCUCAGGGCGAACGCCAGGCCUAGAGAAAGCAGGUCGGCUGCAUGCGAGGCACCCGAGGCCGAGCGCGAACGUGAAGAGACUUCUCAUGUCUCUCUCGCUGGCCUGCCGUAUUUUCCGACGCCAGGUGGAAGCGAUGGAGGAAGCGGCGCGGCGCUGCAGGUACCAGGCGAAAAAGCUUGUGGAGUCAGAGUCUCUGACACGGAGCGAGGGGAGAGACAGCGAAAGCGAGAGCGACCGUGAUGCAGAGCAACGCGACCCCAGUCGAGAAGAAAAGAGAGGAAAGGACGCCACCAGAAACGCCGGAGAGGAGACGGAAACGGAGGCGAGCUUCGUGAGACAGCGGUGGACACAGGAGGAUUCGUCGCGCGUCUGUUUUUCGAGUUCCGGUUCCCCUUCGUCUUCUCUGCAUGUGCCGCCUUCUCACACGUCCUUGUCUCCUUUGUCUGCUGACUGGGCGUCGGAGUUCCGUUGGCCUUCUUCUCCGACUUCCGGUGUCCUACCUUCGCGCUCAUCAGGACACCGACGGAUUGCAUUCCCUCGGUCUGCUAAUGCCCCCUCACCUUUGCUCGCGCGGUCGUCGCCGCUCUUGGCGAUCUCCUCUAGAAUUGUUGCGUCGCUUCUCAUCCUCGAAACCCUCAUUUGCCAGGUCUGCGCCCCGAGGCACAGCACGCGCAUGCCAGUCUCCCCCUUCCAGCGAGGCCCUGGGGGACAGACAGAGGCCGCAAGCAGCGCGGGAGCACAGCCUUCACGACGCGAACCGGGUGUGACAAGAGGGAGUCCGACGACUGACGAGGAAAUCAUGGAAAUCCUCCAGUUACUUAUUUGCACCCCCGUGCUGCCUGAAGGCUCUGUUCGCUCGCUGUAUUGCCAGUUCUCCACGCAAGAAAAAGCGGAGCUUCUGAGAGAUGCGUUUGGUCAGUCGCCUCGCCCCAAGCCGGUUCCCCCUUCGUCCUCCUCGGGGAAUUCUCUUUCUGCUUCUCCCCGUCCUUCGCGUUCGCCUCUCUCGCCUUCGCCUCUCUCGCGCUCCCCUCCGACCUCCGUCGGACCUCAGUCUCUGCCUAGCCGUCCUUCAUGCUCUGGUGCCAGCAUGUGCUCCCUAGGCUGCUGCGUCGAGCCUCUCUUGGCGCCGGGACUGGUCGGCGAGUCGACCGCCGAGACGAACAGGCGACGAGGAGGCAGACGCAACAAAAGACACGAGGCAGGAGGCGGACGACGCCUCCGCCGUGUAGCUCGCGACCCAGGCGCCGAAGGAGGACUCGAGAGACAGCGGAGAAGUGAGAGACGGGAGGCGCCAUGGGUGGACCCAGCCAGGCCAAGCGAAGGGCGCCGAAGUCGCGGAAGAACUCUUGCUCGCCGAGGAAACGUAGCCGGAGUCUGUGCCCCCGGCUUCUUCUGGGACUGGGAUCCACAUGAGGAGACGCCUGUCCUCGUGCGGAGACCAGCCGCAGGAAGCGGAGAGACAGUUUGGUCCUCUUGCUCUCGCUGUCCUUUCCCCUUGUGCUCUGCUGCGCUCCUGGUCUCUGGCCUGUCACCUUCGUCUCCGUUCCCUGACGAGUUCGCCGAGUGCCUCUCUGCUUCACGCACUUCUCCGUCGCCCCCCGACCUUCUCGAGUCGUCUUCGUUCUGGUGGCGCAGCCCUCGGUCAUGUUCGUCUCCCUCCACAGCGCCGGCGAGAGAGGCGAAGGCUUUCCGUGCUUCUCGCCCGGUGCCUCUGGCCUUCGUAGUUCACUGGCUCCUCCUCCAGGCAUCUCGAGUUGUCCGUCGACUUUCGACUCCCUUCUCCACUCUGGCGCUCGCUUCGUUGGGGGAUCCUGCGUCGCGUUCUCUCCCCGUGCGCCUUCGUCGGAUCCCUUCCCCUCCACCUCGAGUUUCCCCGUUUCCUCCUCUUCGAACCUCAGUUCGAGGUCUUUGCCGUUCCCCGCCGCCGUCGCUUCCCCGUCCGCAUGCACCAUCGCUCGACGCUGUCGUGGAUCUGCUGCUUCAUCCCGAGGCACCACUCGCGCGCCUUCUGCCCCUCGUACGCGCGCUGCACAUUGACCCAAUGGACGCCUUUUCUUUCGCUGUCCUUCUGCGGCGCGCGAUCGCAGGCAUCCGCAUCUUUGUGCCGCUCCAGCAGUUGCUUCCUCUGCCGCGCUUCGUGGACGCGCCUUCCGCGUUUCUCGCUCUAACUCGUGACGCCUCGGCUGGCGUUCAACCGGUCUCUGGAAAGUCCUUCAGGGCGGCGCCUCCCUCCCUUUCUUCUACGAUCGCGUCUCGUUCUCCCUCACGUUCCGCCUCGCCUGCGACUCGCGGCACAUUCUCUCGUCCCGAUGUCUUCGGACCGAGCAAUCCGCGUCUUCCUGCCGCCGGCCUGCCGAGAAAUCAGGAACGCGCUUCUCUCUCUCCGCCCCUCGGUGUUGUCGUCACCGUCCUUCUUCCAGAAUUGCUUUCUCGCUUUGAUGUGGGCGCAUGGAGGGCCGGCCUGCUGGAGGGCAGGACGGGCACGGUGGGACCUUCGCGUCAACGCGAACGCCAGCGAAAGCCGAGAAUCCGAGACGCGAAGGGUGAGAUCCAGAACGCGGAGGGCGCUUCACGAGUGGACGUAAAAUUCGCGACAAAAACAGACACCGACGGACGCGACGAGAAGGCAGGAGGCCACAAGACAGAGGCGGGCACGCACUCUGAGGCGCAGACGCGCUUUAAAGCGGAGACGCGGAACCAGAACGGAAACUCCAGCAGAGCCCCUCAAGAUAACGCACGCGAGAGGCCAUCGGAACGGAGGAGUCUCCCGCAUCGUCGAGGAAACGAGGAAAUGAGAACACUGCUCGUUGACAUGUCCAUGCUUCUUCUGCAUGUCACGCUCAGCCUCGCAGUGGCGCGGGCGCGAGGAAGAGACUUUGGGUCCUCAGACGCGCCGAACGAUCGCUUCGAAGAUGUCAAAAGAGGGCAUCGAUUCUCAAGUCCCUUUGGCGUCUUUCUCGCUUCAAAAGAACGUUCCACGCACCCCGGCACAUGCAUCACGCCUUCUCUCUCCCCUUGUCUUUCCGCUGAAUACUGUCCACGUUCCUCCCUCCCGACGCCUGUCUCGCCCGCGUAUCCAGAAGCCUUCGUUUAUCUCUCUGCUAUGCCUCCUUGGCGUACUCCCCUCUCAGUCUCCUCGAACUUGACUUCCGCAGCGUUGACAUCUUCACCUGCUGCUCUCUCUCCUGCUCCCCCGGCCGUCGUGAGCGAGACGUUUCUGUACACCGAGGAAACAUACAGCGUUUCUCUCAAGCUUUUUCUCUCGUUGUUUAUCGGCGACGCAUGCGUGUCUCCAACUCUCGCUUCCACGCACCUCGAAGCUUCUGCGCCGCACUCAUCCCGAUCGGUGUCUCUCCAGCCCGUCGCGGCGUCUCGUGAACUUUCGUCUGCUCUUCUCCUCUCUCUGCUUCCGCUUCUUCUCUCCCACGCGCUCCCUUGUUCCCUCUUCGAUCCGGGCUUCCCAGUUGAGAUUCUUCGACUACUUCUUGGCUUCCUCAGGCGACCUCCCGACCAGGCGAUCGCAGCCGGGAACUCCACUCGGCCCUCGAUCGCUCUGUCUGGCGAAGCCACUUCAAAUCCCGCGCUCUCCUCUCCUUCUCUUUUUCACCCAGCAACGUCAGCCUGUGUCUCCGCUCCACGGGUCGCGAGUUCCGCGUCCUCGUCAGCGUCCUCGUCAGCGUCCUCUUCACCGUCCUCGUCAGCGUCCUCUUCACCGUCCUCGUCAGCAUCCUCGUCAGCGUCGGCCGCGUCCGGUUUCGCUGCUUUUCGGUCUCUUUCUCUGUUGCCUCGUGCGGACUCGACCGACGCCGCGCUUCCCACGGUUCCCCAGGUCCGGUCACUCUCUCGGUCGUCGGCCCUCUUCAUUCUUGCAGUCCUGGCUCGGGACGCCGCGCUGAAAACGAUGCUUUUUCAGAGCCGCAGAGACGCUUGCGUUGCGCGCGACUCAGCUCGCGAACGCCCGGGCGAAGCUCCAGACAACUUGUGGACCGGAGAGACUUCGCAGGCCGCGUCCACUGCUCCAGGCAAAUGCGACCAGAGCUGCGAGCAGGCGGCGACGAAGGUUGAGGACUUCGACCCCGCAGGCAAAAAUAUGAGAUGGAAAUUGCUUCACUCUUGGCAGAAGAGACAGAAGGCAGAAGCGGAUUCAGACACAGAGUCGCCCUCUGAAGGCCUGCGCGAGGGCAGCGAGCGAAGGCGCAUUCAGCGAAAGGUUUUUGUGUGUCUCCUCAUCCUUGCCCUUCGUCGCCUGGCGCCUCCAGAAAGGCUAGUCAGUGAGCGCAGCGCGAACGCGGGGAUGCAGGCUCGUUGGAAUAGAACAGCAGGGGACUGCCUGUCUCCACCCAGGCAUGUGGAAAUCGAAGCGAAAUAUACCUCACGCUGUGCCUCUUAUUUGUCGUCUCUCUGCAUGUCAAGGAGGCCGUGGGUGCUUCACUCUCCAGCUUGCGGUAUCCCUGUCUCGCCGACUCCAAGCAAACCAAAGCCUCACAAAGACGAGUCUCCGACCGAGCCCAUGUGCCGUCUCCUGGCGCGACUGCUGGCGUCUGUUCUGCUCUGGCGAGCCUGCGAAGAAGAGGAGGCAGCGCCGAUACAUGCUGGAUUCUCCGCGAGUGCAUGUGGAGCAUUUCCAGCCGAAACCGAGGCGAAGUUGAACAAGCACGAAGCUGCUUCUGGUAGCCAAGCGAGGCGAGACACGACGCGAGACUGCAUGUUGGAAGAGACAGUGUUCGAGAAACAAAUGAUCUCCGCAUGCGUUAUCUUUGGCCUCCGUCCCCUUUCCCCCAUCGACCUCAUGUACACGCUGGCGCUAGGGCUCCGCCAAAUCCUCCAGUCCGUUCUGUCUCGCUCUUCCAAAUCUCCAUCCUCUUCCGCCUCUGCUGCUGUCCGUCCCUCUGCUCCUCUCUGUUCCUCUCCUCCCGCCUCGUGGUAUAUCCCUUCCUCUUGCUUCUCCCCUUCUUCUCCCUCUCCGUCUUCUCUCUCUUCUUCUCCUCCCUUGUCUUCUUCCGCCUCCCCUUCGUCUCUGCCUUCCACUUCCUUCUCCUGUUCGCCUGCCUCUCUGUCUUCGCUCACUUCUUCUCCUCUCUCGUCUUCUCUCGCCUCUUCACUCUCUUCUUCUCUUCGCUCGAAUUCUUCUUCGUUCUCGGCCGCUUGUCCCUGGCACGAAGCAGCCGCGCCCGCGUCCUCGCAGGCACCUCCCUCGGUUGGCCGUGCAUCUCCGCUCUCCCGCUCCAAGGCAUGGGCGGUCUUUCCUGAGGCGGUUCGCCAAGCUCUCGAUCGCUGCGAGCUGCUCCUGAGCCUCGCCACUCACGCGCGUCGCGAGGAAGGCCGAAGGCGAACGCAAACGACAGAGGCGAAGCUCGACGCGCAGAUGCACUCCCCAGAGGCACGCGACGAUUCGCACCCGAGCCGCGAGGCGCGUGUAGAAGGCGCAACGCCCGUUUCUGUGAUUUCGCUUCUGCCCCCUCCUUCGGACGCAUUCCGCGCCGAAGACGAGGUGACCAGGACUCCGCAGCGGGCAACACUGAAAGCCAGCGAGAAAGCAAAAAGACGCCUGAUUCAGCAAGUCUGCAUGGCGCUCCUUCGCCUGCUUUCCCGGUAUCACAGCUGCCCGCCUGGCCCUGACGCGGGGCCGUCUGCUGCGCCGGCAUUUCCUCACAUCCAUGCGUUUCUUUUCAGGGGAUUUUCUGCGGUUCUCAACAAGUCACGCAUGCAAACGCAAACGCAUGCAUCCACUCUCCGGUCCUCGCCAGCGGCCUCGCGCUCCCGAUCUGGCUCCUCUCACUUCCCUGCCUCCGAGGCGCACUGGUCGCGACCAAACGCUUCUCUGUCUGCGUCUGUCAAGCGUGCAGCCUCCUCUCCCCUCGCCCUGGGUUCACUCUUCCGCCAUCGCUCCCGAGGAAAGACGCGUGCAUGCGCGCGGAAUCGAAGGCGUUUUGAUGCAAAGGGCAAAGAAUCGCUUGCGAAUGAGGGGCGCUUGUCCUCACGAAUGGGCUCUGACGCGCGGCCUCUUGACUCGCCGCAGCCGCGUUUCUCUCGAAGUCACUUCCCACGGUGUUCAACGACCGCAAGGGCAUCUCAGUUCGCGCCUGCCGCUGCUUCGAGUUCUGCGGCGUCUUCGUUUCCUUGUGUCGUCUCGGGGGCGCCUUCGCCUGUUUCACCGAUCGCCUCUUCGUCUGUCAACUUUGCUUCUUCCCCGAACGCCCGUACAGCGUCUCCAGCGAGGGCGUCUGCUUCUUGCGAGUCUUCUUUACCCUCCAUCUGCAGUGAGGGGCGACCUGACAGAACCGCCGUCGCCGGCAGAGGCCGGAAACGAAAGGCUCCCGACUCUCAGAGAGAGAGGCUCACCGAGCAGAUGCAACCUGCAAAAGGUCGCCGAAAUGGAGAGACGCAGAACGUCUUCGUUCCGAGUUACAGUCACCUCAGUUCGUCCUCGCUCUUUGACUUGUCUCCCUCGGCUUCCUCGCUCACGUCAGAGGAGUCGACGGAGACGCGGAAGUCGCAUGCAUGCGCAGCAGUGGCCAGAGCGAGCGACAGGGCGAGCGACAGGGCGGUUUGGAACGCAGGUCCACGUUCAGGGGGAGUCACAAGGGAGGCGAGGAGGUCGGCUGCAUGCACAGUGUGUGGGGAGCCCGAGGCGUCGCCGGAGGAGAAUGAAGGGGAACGGUGGGGGGCGAGAGCCUCAGACGGCGACAGACAGGAAGAGGGAGUCCACGGAUGCCUCAACAAGCAUGCGGUUAGAGAGACGGAUGGUGAAAGCAUCCUUCUCUCGCCUAACGAGGCAGCUGAGAGACGGCGAAUCUGCCGGAAGUCGAACCGCCGCACUGGAGGCUCCGGCCUGUCGAAAGCAAAACGUGGAAACGCAACACCCGAGUCAUCGCGUGUAGAGCAGACAGACGUCUGCGGAGCGAGGGAGCAGGACAUGACAACGAAAAGAUUUUUUAAUCGAAGCCAAGAGGGAUAUGGCGAAGGUAAAAGCAAACCACCCUUUCCCUUUUUCUCCGACGCGAAAACAGAUCCAACGCAUAGCGGAUCCACUGUAUCGAAGUUGAUGUUGUUCGAGGGUAUUUCUCGCGAGACAAAAGGCUUUUCGCCAUCUCGACAGGGGCAGUCUGCUCCGAAUUGCGUUUGGGCUCGGCAACCGCCGAGAACUGCCGCCUUGCUCAUUCAGAGACCUUUGUCGCACCCAACGGCUUCCUCUUCAUGUUUGGCUUCUGCGCCCUCCGCCUUCGUCCCUCCAGGAACAGUGGUAGGCCGUCAGCUUCCUGUUCCGCCUCCCUCCCUCUCGGCCGGGGGGGCAGUCUCGCCGUCGACGCGUCCGACGUCGAAGGCAGUCGCACUGCAAACGCCCUUCGCGCGAACCCAGGGGGAUACACGCAUGCGAGGCGCGACCUCUGCGGCUGGUCAGGAGGCGGCAAUGUCUCUUAACGCAUCCAAAACGGACGUCGUCUCCCCCGAACCGUCUGUGCCUCCCGCGUCUUCAAUAGCCGUCUUCUGUGGGUCGAUUGCGCUCGCACCCCAGACACGACGUUCGCAGUCAGAGCCCUGUACAGUUUCUUCCCCUCGCGCCUCUACCGCGUCUGCGACUGCGCAGCCGCCUGGCUGUUUGCCUGCAAGUGAUUCGUCUUUGUCCGCUUCGUCAGCGUCGACCUCGAGGCCGCCUCCAACGCUUUUGCCGGAAGUCACUCGAGGCUCUGACGCGUUUGCGGCUGCGCGCAACGCAGGAGCUGACCGGCAAAAGGAUGCAUGGCCUGCGUGUCAGAGGGGGAGGCGACCGCGACCGGGAACCCAAGACAAGACCGAGGCGGCGAAAGGAACCCUGAGUGUGCGAGAGUGCAGGAAAGCGCAGCAGAGGGAAAGCGACCAAGUCGGUGACAGGACUGAAGCUGGGGACGAAGGCGAAGGUGAUGUAGCGGGAAGUGACGCUCAAGCAAACGGUGAGGCUGAGAAAUGGAUGCGUGAAGGAGGGAACAAGAGGGUGGAAGGGCGCGGAGAUCGGGCACAGGAAACCUGGAAGGAUAACGACGAAUCAGGAGGUGGAUCGUCGCAGGGGAACGACGAUGGCAUGUCAACCGGUAGUCGGGGUAACUUGCCUCUACUGGCCGAUGGUGACGAGGCUCUUGCAGAUGACGCCGGGAGACGAGACAGAAGGCGGACAGCUGCGAAGCUGGCGGGAAGUGUGGCAACAGACCCAGAGGCGGCCAAAGACAUCGGACGAACGCGCGAAGGAAAGUCGAAACGUGAAGAGUUACGAGCGAUGAGGAUCGGAGAGCCGACGCAGACGAAAAACAAGGGUGAGACGGAAGAAGCAGCAGCGACAAGAAGCGAAGCACGUAUCGGACUCUCGAAGGAAAGCAGUGGCGAGGAAGAAGGGUCACGAGAGGCCGCGUCCAGGUACUGGAGCUGUACCUUCAAAUACACCGAGACAAACGCAUGUGCAAAUGGUGCACAAAAUGUAGAAAAGCGAAACUACCAACACAAAAGGGCGAUUCGAACAGGUGCCGACAUGGGACAUCAAGCCAGCCAUCACUGCGCAGGGGAAAAAAAGCAGGGCAAGCAGUCAGAUGCGCUCGCUGAGAAAAUCCGAAACACAGUCGAUCUCACCGCCGGCUGUACAGACCAAAAAGUCGCCAGUAUAAGUGCCAAUUCGGCAGUAUACUACGCUUUGCGCAGCGCCGGAAAAAAUACCUCCCACAACAGACACCCGACUCACGGACAAACAAGACGUCACAGUUACCCAGGAAACUCAGCGCAAUGUUCCAAGGUUCUGACCAGACACAGAGAGUACCCAGCGGCUGGGGGAACGCAUGUAAAUACUUGUGGACGGCGGCAGUGCACAGAUACAACGCCUCUCAGCGUUAUGGGAGCGGAACUCAAGAGAACGAAAUUAGACAUCACACGCACUGAAAACACGACUCUUGAAGAAGCCAACACAGACGCGUUUUUCCAGAUUCGCAGCCGAGUGGACAGCCGCCUCGUGACACCGAGACCGUUCCACAGAGAAGGCGGCAGCCGAAAUGUGGCUGCUUGUUUGUCUGUCACUUUGCCAUACCGUCUGGCUCAAGACUCUCGCUUCGCAUCCGUGCUCGAAUCUCCCGUUCGCGAUGCUUCCACUGGUGGUAGAUUUGCCAUCAGUUUCCCUACGAAUCACUCUGAACGGGAAAAGAGUGUUGAGUCGGUCGGAGGUCAAAUGCCGGAAAGCGGCAAAGUUCCAGCGAAAAGCAGUGCAUCUCUGGCUCCUUCAUUGGGGUCGACGAACCAGCGAACCGACGCCGGGAAGGUGCUGUCGGAAAAGCCAAGCGACGAGUCACGAGGGGUCCCCAACCGCGCCGCUUCUACCGUGUUACGCGUUGCAUCAUCACGAGAACCACGGACACGAGAAGCAGAGGCGGGUGCUAAGAUUCGAAUACAGAACCUGACGCGGGACCAGACGGAGAAGGUGGAAGUUAGAACGACGGAAAGUCACCUGCAUCAAACAAACGCAAGGCCGUUUGUCGUUCGCUGGCAGUCUUGGGGGGAAAUCCACCUCAACAUGAACCUUCCAUUUCCAUCCACGAUUCGCGAAGGGAGAGGUAGAGCGGCAACGAGCUGUGUAGUCGAGUCAGCAAAUGCAGAGAACGCCGAGUGCGUGGUGGGGCGCCUGCGCCAGGGGGGGGUAAAGCCGCUGCAACUCACACGAGAAAGCAAGAUGGACUGCGGAGCGAUGGAAACAGAGGUGGAUGCCCCGUGGUUCUCAAGUGGACGCUGGCAGGGGAAGCGUGAGCAGGAUCGAAGAGAAGAAAAGAGAUCAGCGACUGCUCGAGGGCGCAUGCGGGAGAAUGAAACUCAAGCAACCGCGCAGACAGAGUCAAUCCGCGGUCGCGGUGGUGUGGUGGGUCGACCGUUGAACCAUCGAGUUACGAUUCGACACAUAAACAGCUCAGGGGGAACGGUGUGGAACGACAAUCAAUUGGGUAGGCAGGAGCAAGCGAUACGAGCAAAACUGGAAAAGAAGGUGAAACAUGGAGAGCAGCAAGGAGCCAAUAGAGAGAGGGAAAGGGCUGACUCAAAGGAGAUGCCACAACGAAGCGGUACAGAAACACAAUCUGGCAGGAGUUCGGCACACAGAACCAAAGAAGCAAGGAUCAACAACGGUCGCUCUGAGAAUCCUCUAGCGCAGGCAAAGGAGUUAAAGAAAAGACAAAGAAGCGUCGAAGGCGACGCGAACACCUCGAGAGUCCGUUGCAUCUCGCAGCUUAUUUGA